AAUCGAUUAUUUCGCCUCGUACUAAGAGAGGAGAGGGUUUAGGGAAAGACUCGGUCAGGAUUGUGGGAAGGAACAGAAACAGCCUCUCAACAUCACCGACAACCUCCAGACGGUCCAGCAGUUAUACCAGCACCACCACCACCAACAACAACAACUCUGCCGCCGCCGCCGCCGCCACCACACCGCUCCACCCGGGUCCCUCUCCCCCGCUCACCGGCACCUCGCAGAGAGACCAGGCGAAGCGUCCUCGCCGUCUCUUGAGCAGACACUGUCCGAUCAGAGAGAGAGAGAGAGAGACAGAGAGAGAGAGAGAGAGAGAGAGAGAGAGAGAGAGGGAGGGAGAGAGAGGAGAGAGAGAGAGAGUAGUUUUCUCUGACAUUAUAGAGACUCCUACCACGUACUGUAGGUUACUUUUUUUUCCCUCCCGGCGACGUCCUCUGCUAAGUUGCGCUCCUGGAUUUUAAGUGCGUCUUGGCGAAGUCCGUCCCCAUCAAGCAGCGGCUUCAACCUUCCUGUCAAUCGGCCGGGACCAAACAACCCGGCGGACCCGCUUGUUGUAUCUUUUCCACUUCGUCCGGACAAGAUUUCACGCGGAAUAAAGUACGGAUGCUGGAAUCUUUGAGUUGAUUGGAACAAAUAGAAAGCAGAAAAAAAGAGACAGAUAAAGGAAGAGCAGAAGAGUGAAGAGAAAGAAGAAGAGAAAGAAGACGAAAGAGGAGAGAGAAGAAAGCAUAAAGUUCUUUGAAAAGAGGAGAGAAAGAAAGAGACGGGGACGAUGGGGAGGAAAAAGAUUCAGAUCACGCGGAUUAUGGAUGAACGCAACAGACAGGUGACAUUUACAAAGCGAAAGUUUGGCCUGAUGAAGAAGGCGUAUGAGCUGAGUGUGCUGUGUGACUGUGAGAUUGCCCUGAUCAUCUUCAAUAGCACCAACAAGCUGUUCCAGUAUGCCAGCACAGACAUGGACAAGGUCCUGCUUAAAUACACCGAGUACAACGAGCCCCACGAGAGCAGGACCAACUCCGAUAUUGUGGAGACAUUGAGAAAGAAGGGCCUAAAUGGCUGUGACAGCCCAGACCCCGACGCAGACGACUCGGUCGGCCACAGCCCCGAGUCCGAGGACAAGUACAGGAAAAUAAACGAGGACAUUGAUCUGAUGAUCAGCAGACAGAGACUGUGUGCAUUGAGCAAGAAGGAGAACAAAGGCGGCGAGAGCCCGGAGCUCGAGUCUGCUCUCAUCCUCACCCCACGCACUGAGGAGAAAUACAAACAGAUUAACGAGGAGUUUGAUCACAUGAUUAAAACUCAUAAGAUACCUCAGGCUGUGCCCCCAUCAAACUACGACAUGCCCGUGUCCAUUCCCGUUAGCAACCAGAACAAUCUCAUUUACAGCCAUCCCGGUGGUUCCCUAGGCAACCACAACCUGUUGCCACUGGCGCACCAUGGCCUACAGAGAAACAGCAUGUCUCCUGGAGUUACGCACAGACCCCCCAGUGCAGGUAACACAGGUGGCCUCAUGGGUGCUGACCUCACCACUGGCGCAGGCACCAGUGCUGGAAAUGGAUAUGGGAACCACCGCAACUCACCCGGCCUGCUGGUUUCUCCAGGUGGCAUGAACAAGAACAUGCAGGCUAAGUCCCCCCCACCAAUGAACCUAGGCAUGAACAACCGCAAACCUGACCUACGUGUGCUCAUCCCUCCUGGCGCCAAGAACAAUAUGCCCUCCAUCAACCAGAGAAUAAACAACUCUCAGUCUGCUCAGUCAUUGGCCACCCCAGUGGUAUCAGUAGCAACUCCCACUCUACCGGGACAAGGCAUGGGUGGUUACCCAUCUGCCAUCUCUACUUCUUAUGGUACCGAGUAUUCCCUGAAUAGUGCGGAUCUGUCCUCCCUGUCUGGCUUCAACAGUGGCAGUUCCCUUCACCUUGGCUCAAUGAGUGGGUGGCAACAGCAACACCUUCAGAACAUGCAGCAUUCAGCCCUCGGCCAGCUAGGAAAUUGCUCUAGCUCUCACUUAUGUCAGGGUUCAAAUCUCUCCCUGCCCUCUGCUCAAAGCCUGCACAUCAAGUCCGAACCUGUUUCUCCUCCUAGAGAUCGCACCAGCAGCACACCGGGGGGCUACGGUGGUGGGGUACCACCUCCCCAGAACCCCUCGUCCCGCCAGGACUCGGGACGCUCCCCUGUUGAUAGCCUGAGCAGCUGUAGCAGCUCCCACGAGGGCAGCGACCGCGAUGAGCACAGGAAUGAGUUCCACUCACCUCUGGGACUGGCCCGGCCCGCCCUGGAUGAACGCGAGAGCCCUUCCAUCAAACGGGUGCGCCUGUCGGAAGGAUGGGCAACAUGAUAGCUCUGUCCUCUUCCCCCGCAGUGCCCCGAGUUGCCCUGAGCCCCCCCAACAACGCAGCGUUACGAUGCCCCCCUACCCUCCCAAAGUCAGCUCCCUCCUCUUCCUCCUCUCACUCGAUAUCACGAGUCACUCACCACCCAACCCCAUGGCCUCUCUCCUUUUAUCUCUUUAACGCUGAAGGAAAGAAAAGGGACAACCCUUUUCAAAGAUCUGUUUGUAAUUUCUUUUCCUUUUUUUAAUUUUCUUUUUCUUUUUUUUGCUGAGUGUGUGUGCUAUACAUAUUGACAUUAUAUAAACCAGUGGGGUGUUGUAAUGGGGGUUUGGGAGGGUGGGUGUUGAUUGGGAUGGGAUCAGGGGGUCUUUUUGUUGGGGAACUAUGCAUAAAUUGUAUUGUGUGUGGAUAAAAAGAAUCACGUAUGCAUAUAUCUUUACACGUGUGUGUAUGUGUACAUAUAUGCAUAUCAACAAAUAAACAAAAAAAAUAGUCAGGUACUCUGUUUCAUAAAACGUACUUACAAUUUGCCUCAGCGAUAUAUCAGUGACUAGAGACAAAAAAAAGAAAGAAAAAAAAAACAUUAACAUGAGCGUGAGUGUGUCCAGUGGAAAACACCUUAGCACUUGAGUUGGACAAACAAUACAUGUGUACAGUGUCAGUUUCAUUGCUAUAUACCUUCUCUACAGUUCUCCCUUGCAAAAAUGUGUGUUAACAUUAGAUGAUGUCAUGUUGCAGGUUCAACGUAUUUAUGUAAAUAGAGGGUCAAGGGGGGAAGGGCAAGGGGUCAGAAGUUGCCAGACAUUACAAGAUUUAUUUACUCACUAAAUGAAAAAGCUAUUAUGCAACAUUUGAAGGAUUGUACAGGUAAAACAGGCAAAUCUGAUGUUAGAUGUGUGGCACCUUUGACGAUUUUAGUGCUCCCCUUAAAGAACGGAGCCCAGCGAGGACCACCCUUUGAUCUAAGAGCUACGUUAGUGUAAUCAAGAAAACUCUGGAUCUAGUAUUAACUAUUCAGUAUUAAUAAACAAAAAAAGGGAAAAAUAAAAAACAAUUGUACGAUACACUUGCUUAUAUUUUCAUAUGAAAGGAAUACAAUGCAAAGCAUUUUUGUGGCUUUUUGUAGUUUCUAUAAGCCAGAAUGUGUUUUUUGAUAGCUUUGCUAAUAAGAGAUGGAUAGUGUCGCCCAGAGGGGAAAUGACAGGGCUUCGAAGCCCUAAGCCAUGAAAAACAGACUGAGAUCCAGUGCUUUGCUGAACUGUUUUAUCUUUGUAGAGGUUUGUUUUUAAACGUGUAUUUCUAAUUAUAUAUAAUAAUGGUAAUAUUAAGAAUCUUUUAAAAAAAAAAUCUGUGAAAUUAACAUGCUUGUGUAUAGCUUUCUAAUAUAUAAAUAUAUAUAAUAAUGAUUUUUGUUGGUUUCUUAGUGGAGUUUCUAUGUGCAGUUGCACAUGUUGUCUGGUUUGUUUAAUUUGAGCCCUGAACAGUGCUGUUCAGGGGUGUAUUUAGUCUAACCUUAAAAAAACAGCUGGAAAGCAUUGCCAGGGUUUAGUGUGACAGGCCUGAAUGCUGAAAAACAACCUGUUAGUGGAAAAUGUCACAAGACUGGAACUGGGGAUGACAGAAAUAAACUCUGACACAUGAUGUACAUGAUUGUCACACUGAUGAGGAAAUAUGACUGACCCUCAGCCUGUGUCUAGAUGCAUUUUUAUGCAUCAGAUAUUUCAUUCUUAACCAUAAUUAUCUAAUUUAAUAUACUUAAUCUCAUGAAACAUGUUUUUGACAUUAUCGAUUUUCUGUUCCACCUUAAAUCCUUGCCAUAAUCUUAGCUUGUGCACAGGAUGUUGCGCAAGCCCAAAACCCAAUCUAUACAAUUUUCUUUUGAAUCAUAUUUAUGUAAUAUAAUUUUGCAAGUGCAUUGUGAUUAAUUAUCCCUAAUCAUUUCCGGACGUAAUUUGAUUCAGUGUCAUCCUGUGACUCCUCAUGUUCCACUCUUCAAAACAGGGUUCCACAUCAUUUACCACACGUCACUGACAGUUCAGCGUCAGACACACGAGGACAAAUUGAUCAUGCUGGUAUGGGAGAAGCACAAUUGUUUAUUUUAGAUAAAUAGCUGUUUUGAUUUUCUCUUUUUUAAACAAUGAAACUAGCCACAUAUCUCUCUGCCUCUCCCACUCCCGUAUCUGCUGUCACUUAAGUGUUAUGAUAUUUCUAUGUGCAUAUUUCAUGCAGGUUCACUUUGUUGUUACUGUAUACAGUCUGUGUAGUCAAACAGGGGCAGAGCCUCUAAAAUGGUGUUUCUUCUCUUUUUUUAAAAUUCAAUACAAAAAAAAGGUUGAGAAAAAAAAUAUACAUGAUGUUUCAGGCAGCAUAAGUGUGGAGAAACCAAAGCCAGUGGCAUUUCUGUGUUGUAAACUCAACUUUUAUUUUCACAUUCAUUUAUGGUUUUUGCAAGCAUUGAAACAACACAAUAAAAGAAUUUGCUCAAAUGUACAAUUGGUUUCACAUUUCAAUUUCAGUCAAAUGUAGCUUUAGUUAUCAAGCUGCACUGUCUAUAUAAAAGCACAGUAAUUUAUCUGUUAUGUUGCUCAUUUGUCUCCCUGUGCAUUGCAUUGAAAAGGUUAUACACAGAAACUUAUUUUGUUAUUCACUCACAAUCAGCAGCAUCAUUCAGGCCUGAUCGUGUCAAAAGCAUGCUUGAUCAAAGCACAUUACACACUUAUUAUCACUGCUAUUUGCUCACUGAUUGAAAUAAUGCCAACAUGUCGUGGUGGUUAAUUCGAGUGCUGUAGUUUUCACAAUAAUUCUAACCAAAGACAUGGACUUUGUUUUUUUUUUCUUUGUUUUUUUUUUUCUUUUUGUGUUUGUUAAAUUGGAAGCCAUUCUUUUUCAUCACCUGUUGAUCAGUUGUUCUUUGUCAUUAUUAUAAUAGACUAAAUGUUGGUACCUCAAAAUUGACCCAAGCAGUACCUCAGCUGAUGUUUUGAUAAGUCACUUGCAGUGCAAAGGGGAGACCAUACACCUGUACAGCCAUGUGUAGUAACAUACCGUUGCUUAUAAAGUCCCAAUAUUCACGUGGGAUUCUUUGUUGCUCCACCGUGUUUGUGGUUUAUUUAAGUUGUAUUCAAAAGCUGAAAAAGGAAUUUAAAAAAAAAGAGAAAUAUGUUAAAAUGCUUAAAAAGUCAGUCUGUAGUAUCAAUGUAGCUUGUAUAAACCUGAAAAUGGGGGAGGUUUGGAACUAAUGUUUUCUGGAACGCAAGAGCGGCUUUCAGCGGCAUAAGCUGGCCUUUGUCGCCACUUAAGACUAAGAUGGUAUUAAAUUAAAUCCACAUCUCUGUAACUCAAGGAACUUGAUUCAGCUGUAUGUAGUGAAAACGUAUGGGGGAUGAAAUAAAAGUCUCCUCUGCUGGAGGGAAAGGCUAUUUGUAUUUUGCAGAGAUUUCAGUAAAGUUACUGGCUUUCUUAGUUA
Lates calcarifer (barramundi perch) is the source of this 5802-nucleotide messenger RNA. It is a transcript of the gene mef2cb, whose product is annotated as myocyte enhancer factor 2cb. Gene Ontology annotation, biological process: cell differentiation; positive regulation of transcription by RNA polymerase II; heart development. Gene Ontology annotation, molecular function: protein dimerization activity; RNA polymerase II cis-regulatory region sequence-specific DNA binding; histone deacetylase binding. The record is from RefSeq and is a predicted model, not a curated record. Lineage: Eukaryota; Metazoa; Chordata; Actinopteri; Centropomidae. The transcript has 11 exons. The coding region runs from base 776 to 2341 and encodes 521 amino acids.